Molecule: messenger RNA, 3051 nt
Organism: Sparassis crispa
Lineage: Eukaryota; Fungi; Basidiomycota; Agaricomycetes; Polyporales; Sparassidaceae
Exons: 6
Coding region: 1-3051 (1016 amino acids)
Biological process (GO): double-strand break repair via nonhomologous end joining; protection from non-homologous end joining at telomere; interstrand cross-link repair
Molecular function (GO): 5'-3' DNA exonuclease activity; damaged DNA binding
Source: RefSeq, a predicted model, not a curated record
AUGCCUACCGGAACACCCAACCACUCGUUCAUCGCUCCAUACAAUAUUCGCGUGGACGACUUCGCAUCGUCCCCUGACAUCAUGACCACCCCGGCUCUCUACCUCCUCACUCAUACCCACGCAGACCACGUCAACGGCCUAUCUGCGCGCUCGUUCUCUUCAACGAUCAUAUGUUCUCGCGACGCGAAAGAAAUGCUAUUGCGCCACGAAGUGUAUGCCGAGAGGACGCUCAAGGACAUGGAGCUGCGCGUGGAGAAUGUGCGCACGUUCAGCCACCUCAAAGUCAACCCGCGCAAGAUGAAUGACGGCUCUUGGGAUUACACCUUUAGUAGAGACUUACUGAAAGCUCUUCCGCUUCACACACCAACGCUGGUACCACUGAACGGCAAGGAGGAAGUGACGAUCACUCUUUUCGACGCCAACCACUGCCCUGGGGCCGUCAUGUAUCUCGUCGAAGGCGCGAAAGGGGCAGUUUUACACACCGGAGACUUCAGAGCUGAACCAUGGUUUCUGGAAUCGCUUUCAAAGAAUCCGUAUAUUCAGCAGUACAUCGCCGCCCCUCCUUCGAGCUUACCUCUGCGGCCAUACGAGAACGGAAAAUUAAAUGAGUAUGGCCACCUUGGCGUUCUCAAGACCCUGGAAGCGAUAUACCUUGAUACGGCAUGCCUCCUCGGGACACUGAAUAUACCGACGAAGGACGAAGCUACGUCGGGCUUGGUCUCAUUGAUGUCCAUCUUUCCCCCUACUACGUUGUUCUUCAUCAACGCUUGGACCUGGGGCUAUGAAGACAUCUUUAAAGCUGUGGCACGCACGUUCAGGAGCAAGAUUCACGUAGAUCGCUACAAGUUCUCGAUCUACAGACAUACCACUGGCGACCCAUUCCUCCGGUCGAUCCUUACCCAAGACGGUGCCUCUACGCGGUUCCAUGCUUGCGAGCGGUUUAACCGCUGCGAAUGCGUUGCGGUAGACGGACAAGGGUCGCGUGCGCCCACAGCUGCCGCUGCCUCAUCACGCACGACUUCCAACAAGACAGGCCAGCACGUCGUCUAUGUCAAUCCAGUCACACUAGGGGCCGCAAGCUGGGAGCUCUACCUCCAAGACACGCGUGCAAAGCUCCUCCGCGGCGAGGUCGUGAAUCACCUGCUCGUGCCCUUAUCGCGCCAUUCCCCCCUUCCAGAGCUCCGCGCCUUCGUGUCGAUGUUCAGGCCGAAGAGGGUUGUGCCCAACACCCUUGACCCCGCACUACACGGCCUCGACCAUGCGUGUAUGCGCAAGAUGUUUGCGGGGUGUCUCGCUAGCGACUCCCCGGUCGACAGCGCUGUAGACGUGGACACGCGGGACCUGGCAUCCGCGCUGGUCACUGCCGAAGAGAGCAUGGAGGACGUGGCUCUGAAGAAUCUGGAGGGAGAGGGCGCGCUGGAGGUCGCGGAGAGAUGGGCGGAGACAGGGAGGAGCAGGCAUAAGCUGGAGGUCAUGCGAGGAUAUCUUGAGGGGGACACUCGACGCGUCGUGGACCACAUCUUGGACGAGGGGAAGACCGACAGCUCUCCUCGCCAAGAGCAGAAUGCCACCACCAGCUGUGCGCUCACAGGAACUACGAAUGCGAAGAAAGCGCCAGUCCCUUCAUUUCAAGGACGGGCGUCGCUUAGCGAAACGGCAAGAGCCAUGGCACGCAUUAAGUCCAAGUUUGCUCAGCCCGAGUCAGACGAGGAGACUGAAGACGAAGAUGCAGCGGAUGAGCGUGCGCGCACCGCGCACUUCCUUUUCGCCGAACUCGCGGGGAUCCCUCCAGAUCAGCCCCUCGGCGCCUGUGACAAGACUCCGUCGCCGAUAGUCGACGACACCCCGAAGCGUAGGCCACAGACCGAGAAGACGAAGGCCGCGCAGUCUCAGAUCGCCAAGAUGCCCACGCAGAUGCUGAUGACUCCCCCUUCGAAGAACAGCUCGUUGAAGAUCAUGCCUCCAUCACCCGAAUCUCACACGAAAAGAAAAGUUUCCCAAGUAUCCCUACGCCGACCGACCUUUGAACUUGGUUCCCCGAUACACCUGGACUCACAGAGAUCCAGCGAUAACCUCAAACGGAAGACAAUCCAGAUCAUCGCUCCAGAUGCGCAAUUCAAUGACCCUACGGCCUCUACGCUGUUCCAUGUUGAAUCAGGCACGGCCGCUGGGCAAGCGACCUUCUUCCGCAGCAGCACGUCCACAAACAUGAAACACGCCGCUAGCUUUGAGCUGUUCGCGGGCGUUCAAGAAAGCCCGAAUGUUCCCCUCGUCGAUCUACGCAACCUAUCAAAGGGAUCUGCGGAAAGUUUGAGCUCUGCACAAGAUGACAGAUCGACUGACUGUGUUAAACGUCGAAGAGUAAGCGAAGCUUCUGAGAACGUGCCUGUCCCGGCCAAGAAUGAAUCUGACCCAACUGCGCAUGCAAAAUCUUCCUCAUUGCACCAGAGCGGAGACCUUGCGAGGUCGCCAGUAAGUGUGCCGAAUCCCUCUCACAACGUCCCUGAAGGAUGCCACGACUGCUCGUCUGCAAGUUGUUGCCGAGUCCCUGCAGCAAGCUCUCCACCGGCGUCGACUUCCUCCCAGGUUCCAAUGUCCGCUGAGCAGAGAGCCAAGAAAGAGCGACGCGCCGCCAGAGCACUGAGGAAGAAGAGGGCUCGGAUUCUGGCCCUCAUGCGUCCGGACCUAGUCGGUCCUGCUCAUGCCGCCAAGAUGGCAGCGAAGAUGGAGCGCCGCCGAUUGCGACUAUUGUUGAAGCAUCAGCACAAGCAGACACCCGCGUGCAAGGAGUCCCAGACUGUCGUGCCGGCUACUCCCGACAGCGAAAUGUCAGCGGGAAUAACUCAGACACCCAGGUUUACCAUCCCCAGUCGUCUUCCUUCUCAGGAUGACGAGUUCCACCCCGACGGACAGAUGGACGUUGAACGCAGUCGGAAGCUUGCAGAAUCGUUCAAGCAAGCGAUGGCCAAGGGAAUACGACCUGGGCUCGUGAUACCAAUGCUACCGUGUCUCAAAAGCCAGGAGGGGGAAGCAGUAGCGGGAAGCAUUUGA